CAUUUUCAAUUCUCAUGCUACUAUUACGAUCAUCUGUGGAGUGUGGUACCGUACGGCGUACCCGAUGCUCGACUACCACAUUAAAAUCUGUUUUUACGUUAAUACGAUAACAUAUCUGUUCAGUUGUAUUAUCUUGAGACAUCGUAAACACGUAAAACAUUAUCUAGCUUUAUACAAUAAGACAUAUUAAUGUCUAGGUUAUAAUUAAAACGACUUUCUCAAAGACAACAGAACGUUAGAAAUAAGUGUUUCAAAAUAUGAUAUUAUGAGGUUAAAUAGUGUGUUGUGGUGUAAAAAAAUAACAAUGGCUUCGUUAGUUAAUACUGAAAAAACAUUUACUAUAAAUGUGCCGUGGGGAAAAAUAGCAGGGGUAACAUGGGGUAACUCGUCCGACCCACCAGUGCUAAUGGCCCCUGGUAGAUUAGUUCCAUGCACCUCUUUCCGACCAUUGGUACAGCUGUUACCAGACUGCUUCUUCUAUGUCGCUAUAGACCUGCCCGGUAACGGUUAUUCAGAUAGAUUACCACCGGGCAUUCGGUAUUCUUAUUUUGAUUUAGUGCCCGCAAUAGAGAAGGUCGUUAAGCAUUUUAAAUGGGAGAAGUUGAUGUAUGUAGCGCAUUCGUUGGGAACUGUCGUGGGUGCAUAUUUCGACCUAGCAUAUCCAGGGCGUUUCACCCGCGUCGUUCACUUGGACCCCAUACCGUUGUAUUUCACUAUCACACCUCAACAGUUCGAGGGCUGGUAUAAAGAGUUCUUCGGUGACCAUUAUGAUGAUGCCAAGUAUGCGAAAUAUGUCCUUGGCAAGGAAACUGCGCCAAAGUAUAAGCUGGAUGAUAUAAAAAUCAAACUGAAGGAGGCACACCAUAUUACGAAUGAGGAGACACUAGAACACAUAUUGGAUAGGUAUAUAGAACCAGCGGGAGAUGGCUUAUACAGAUUCACAUACGACCAAAGUAUGAAAAACACAACUCUCACACCAUUUUCGCCGAGUAACUUGCAAGGUCUUCUGACGUAUACGAAAGUGCCGAUUUUCGCCGUCUUUGCUAAAAACGUUGUAGACAGGGGUGUAUAUUCCAAAGUGCCAUUUGCGUUAGACAGUAACUCAUGGCCGAAUGGAAAUUAUAAAUUUAAAAUUGUCGAUGGUUAUCAUGACGUGCAUAUGACAAAUCCGGAAUACAUGGCGGAUGACAUUUCGAAGUUUUUAUUGGAAGAGUUUCGCGCCAAAUUGUGAUGGGUGAUCACACAUAAAAAAUAAAUAAGUACAAGCAUUAUAAAAUAUAGUGCUAUAAAAUUGUGAUAUGUGCUGUGCUUCUGUUAAUAAUUAUUUAUUAAAAGCUUUGUUAACUGGCUUAGUAGCUUUUCUUAAAUCUAACUGGUGUCUGACACUUGGUUUUGUAUGGAACAUUGAAUAAUUAGUAUGUAAAUAAAUUUAUAA
Messenger RNA from Zerene cesonia (dogface butterfly), 1435 nucleotides. Its product is annotated as serine hydrolase-like protein. NCBI's taxonomy places the organism in Eukaryota, Metazoa, Arthropoda, Insecta, Lepidoptera, Pieridae. The coding region runs from base 266 to 1231 and encodes 321 amino acids. The transcript has 6 exons. The record is from RefSeq and is a predicted model, not a curated record.